AUGUCUGAAGGGACCCUCGCAUCGGCAGUCGCUGUUCCAGAACAGGAAAAUAUACCCCAGUCGCCCGAGAUCUCAACGAAAAGGAGACAGUCCUCAGUAUCAGAGCAUGAAACGAAACGCCGCCGCCUCAGUUCGCAAGGCGAUCUCUCCCCACAAGCCCGGCGACAACAGCAUUCGCCACAAGCAUCAGCGCCCGACCGUCCCGCCGAACGGAGGCCUAAUCGUCAGGGUCGAGAGGAAGACCGCAAGCGCGGGCAGCGGUUAUUUGGCGGGCUACUUGGCACACUCUCGCAGAGCUCCACGUCCGCGGCGCAGAAGCGGCGCGCUGAUAUCGAGAAGCGGCAGCAGGAUAAGCUCAAGUCGCAGGCUGAUGAAUACGAUGAAUUGAAGAAGCGGAGGAGGGAGCGGCGAGAUGAGAUUCGGAGGAAAGAGAAGCCGUUUUAUGAACGGGAGGCUAUGCAAACUCGACACUCGAACUUGAUCGCCAUGGCGCAUUUCCUCAAAACACGAACCGAACCGGUAUUGUAUUAUAAGCCGUGGCAACUACGAUCAGGUGAUGAAGCAGUGAUACGGGAACAGAUUGAAGAAGCCGAAGCGACAGUUGCCCGAGAAGUCGCCGAAUUCGACGCUCGGUAUCCGCCCGAAGCCUUCAAGUACGAGAAGCUGGAGCCAAUAUCGACAGAGACAACUGGGCCACCGGGAGCAUCAGAGGAGCAGCAGCAGACAAAGCCAGCUGCUGAGCCUGUCUCUGAGCAAGCCCCAAUUCCAGAACCCAAGGCUGAUACCGCCGAGCCAAAGGAGACUCCAGUUGAAAAAGAUGCACAGCCUAGCGAGGAGAAGCCCUCCGAGCCCACAACAACUGACGCGGCACCUACCAGCGCGGUCGAAGCUGCGGAUUCCAAGGAUACUCACCGUGCCGCUCACGACGACGACGGGGAUGAAAUGUUGGAAGACAACGAGGAUACCGUGAUUUAUUAG
Messenger RNA from Penicillium daleae, 978 nucleotides. Its product is annotated as pinin family protein. Bases 1 to 978 code for a protein of 325 amino acids. Gene Ontology annotation, cellular component: catalytic step 2 spliceosome. The transcript is spliced from 4 exons. NCBI's taxonomy places the organism in Eukaryota, Fungi, Ascomycota, Eurotiomycetes, Eurotiales, Aspergillaceae. The record is from RefSeq and is a predicted model, not a curated record.